AUGCUUCAUGUUUCUCAUGGUUCAGAGAAUUCUCUUGUAGAAAUUAUAGCUAGAUUAAUAGACAAUGCUAUGCACCGCUUGCCUGUGAACUACGAAAUUGAGAUUACAAGGGCCGAACAUCAAA
Molecule: messenger RNA, 124 nt
Organism: Racocetra persica
Lineage: Eukaryota; Fungi; Glomeromycota; Glomeromycetes; Diversisporales; Gigasporaceae
Source: the annotation of a GenBank genome assembly